Molecule: messenger RNA, 1485 nt
Organism: Phoenix dactylifera (date palm)
Lineage: Eukaryota; Viridiplantae; Streptophyta; Magnoliopsida; Arecales; Arecaceae
Source: RefSeq, a predicted model, not a curated record
AGCCGAGCUUGGGCGCGUGAACCAAGAGAACCAGAGGCUAAAGAGCAUGCUAAGCUAUGCGACCAACAACUUUAACUCCCUCCAAAUGCAUUUCAUCGCACUGAUGCAGGAGAGGAACCAAAGAAAUGGAAGCUUGCAAUGGCAUGAGGCCAUGCAUGAGAAAAUGGGCGAUAAGCGAAACGAACAUGAAGAUGCAAUUGUGCCAAGACGGUUUCUGAAUCUUGGACUGGCUCCGUUGGCUGAUGAGGCUUCCCACUCUCCAACCGAAGGCGGAAGCCAGGAUCGAUCCAUAUCCCCGCCUAACAAUGUGGAAGUGAUGUCCAUGGAUUACAACGUAGAGGAGAAUUACAACAGCAAAGAAGCAGUCCCUAUCGAUGGCGAGAGAUCGGAUGGCAGGGAUGUUAGGGUUACGUUUAGAGAGGAGAGCCCUGGUAAAGUGUCUCAAAGCUGGAUCCCCAACAAAGCAGCCAAUUCAUCCCCUUCAAAGAGUUCCGACCAACAAUCCCAGGAAGCCACCAUCAGGAAGGCUCGCGUGUCAGUCCGAGCACGGUCCGAAGCACCCAUGAUCACAGAUGGAUGCCAAUGGAGGAAGUAUGGGCAGAAGAUGGCGAAGGGAAAUCCUUGCCCCCGGGCUUACUACCGGUGCACCAUGGCUGCCGGCUGCCCAGUCCGCAAACAAGUUCAAAGGUGUGCUGAGGAUCGAUCGGUCUUGAUAACAACCUACGAAGGGAAGCACAGCCACCCACUUCCCCCCGCGGCCAUGGCAACGGCAUCGACCACUUCAGCGGCGGCAAACAUGCUCUUAUCUGGAUCCAUGUCGAGCACUGAUGGACUAAUGAACUCUAGUUUCCUUGCGAAAACUGAACUGCCGGGCUCGUCGAGCUUGUCUCCCAUAUCAGCCGCAGCUCCGUUCCCCACCGUGACAUUAGACCUCGCACACACUCCCAAUGUUCCAUUCCGAAGGCCAUCAACCCAAUUCCAGGUCCCAUUUCCAAAUGGAGCUGCUCCAGUUCUCGGCGCGACACCACCGACUUCUUUGCUACUGGACUUCGGGCAGACGUUCUUCAACCAAUCAAAAUUAAUCUCAGGGGUUCAGAUGUCGCCGGGCAGCGAUGGAUCCCAACUUUCACAUCCAAAGGUGCAAUCCAUCCAGCCCUCAUCUCUGGCUGACACGGUGAGCGCUGCGACGGCAGCCAUCACGGCAGAUCCAAGCUUCACCGCCGUGCUCGCAGCUGCCAUCACCUCCAUCAUCGGCGGUGGCGGCAGUAGCAGGGCUGCCCAAACAGGCAACAGCAACAAUAACAACAGUAGUGAAAACAAGAUAUGAAAUUAACUAAUAUAGAAUUGGACAUCCUUUCCUUUUCUUCUGGGAGUUUCUUCUUUUAGCGUGAUUCUUUUGUUCCAUGGGAAAGGAAAGUGAAAUUGUAUGUAUAUAAGCAGUUUUUUCGUGGUUUAAUUUGUCAUCCUGGAUGCAUUGACGCAAAA